AUGUCGACCAGCCCCGGGCUUGCGUUCGCCAACCUCACACUUCUGCUGGACGUUCCGCAGCUUCCAGCGAUCUGGGCGGUCAAUGUGUGGAGAGAGGUCAAGGGAUUCUUCACCGAGAUGAGGACACUCGCCGGGACUGCUGACCUGCUGUAUCCGAACAAUCGCUACAACCCGCAGAACGAGCAGACGAACCGCAUGGGCCGCGCGCGGAAGUACAACAACGACGCCUGGAUGUUCGGGACUCCGUAUUGA
Molecule: messenger RNA, 252 nt
Organism: Besnoitia besnoiti
Lineage: Eukaryota; Apicomplexa; Conoidasida; Eucoccidiorida; Sarcocystidae
Exons: 4
Coding region: 1-252 (83 amino acids)
Source: RefSeq, a predicted model, not a curated record